Molecule: messenger RNA, 1426 nt
Organism: Spea bombifrons (plains spadefoot toad)
Lineage: Eukaryota; Metazoa; Chordata; Amphibia; Anura; Pelobatidae
Gene: CMTM3
Product: CKLF like MARVEL transmembrane domain containing 3
Exons: 7
Coding region: 445-1143 (232 amino acids)
Cellular component (GO): membrane
Source: RefSeq, a predicted model, not a curated record
GCCUGCUGCCUUUCCCCCCCGGUGCCGCUGUCCUUCCUGCUGGAUGCCGGGAUAUAUCAGGAAACACGUAUGUAAUGCCAAAAUGAUUACUUAUAUCCAUCAUUUUGUUUUUAUUGAGCCUUUUUUAAGUAUCUUAGUAAAGAACGUUGUAAUUAAUAGUUUUCUACAGUGGCUUCAUAUAGAAGUUUUUUAAAAAGACAAAAAAUAAAUUAUAGUUUUGUUUACUUUUUUCCCCCUCAUAAAUGCGAUGUAUCCUACCCUGACCGUCUUUAUUUUAUAUAUAGGGCUUAUAUUCCAAGAUGGCGGCUUCUAGCAGUCACAGUGAUGUCAUCAAAGAGGUGCUGGUGAGGCAGGUUUGUAACGCGCGUGCUGAUUGGUAGCCGGUAAAGCCUCGUGCAGAUUCCUGCUCUUGCCCUGCGGUAGCUGCCUGCUUUCAGUGGCAAAAUGCUGCACCUGGAUGUCAAAUAUAUGAAAAGUACCCCGGGGGUUUUGGUGGUCGUGGCCUGCGCAGCCUUCGCUGGUGUUUCUUGCAGUGGAUUGUCCGUGUCCAUCUUCUCUAUCGAGAGCCUGAUGAGCGGCUCCCUCGCGUUCCUCUACGUCACCAAACUCCAUCAAAAGUUCACCUGGUUCUCCUGGCCGGCCGUGGAUUUCAUGAAUUCGGUAAUCGGAGUGCUGUAUAUGAUAUCAAUCUCUACCGCGGCCGUCUACCACGCUGGCACCGUGAAGAUGUAUAUCGCAGGGGUAGUUUCGUUUCUCACUUUUAUUUGUUACGUGGCCUCCACCGCCGUGGCUCUGAUGACCGUCCCGCUCAUAGAAUUCCUCUGGGCUCUCUUUACUUUCUUCGCGUAUUCCACUAAACUAAAUGAGCAGAUGAAAGGACUUCUGUGGCCUCUGCUGGACUUUAUCCGCUGCGUCUCGGCCGCCAUCAUAUACUUUGUGAUUUCGCUCGUGGCCGUUUCUAAAUACACGUGUGGAGCUUCCAAAGCAGCCGCCGUCCUCGGCUUCGUCGCCACAAUAGUUUUCGCCUUUGAUUUCUACCUGAUCUUCAACGACUUGACCAAGUUCCUCAAGAAAGGAGAGCCCGCCGGAGAGCCGGAGGCGCAGAAAUCAGACGAUGAAGAAUUUGAUUCAGACUCGGAUUAAACGUGAACUUUACUGCUCCUUUACUGCAACCAUCCGGAGUGAACUUUGGGUCGUUUCAAGUGUUUGAACUUCAUCUCAGGCGCAAAAUAAACCGGAUUGCCGCUGCAGUGGUUGGAUGUGGAAGAUACUGAAAUUCUCUCGGGACCCCCGCUGGACGUGACUGCGACGUCCCACACACUGCAGCGGUAACCCAGGGAAGGGACCAAAUAUUUAACCGUCACAGAAUUUUGGAAUUUUACUGCCUUAAUAGUAUUUUUGCCUUUGAAGCCAUAAAGUGUGGGUC